AUAUGUCUGACGGCCAUGGUUUACUUUUCUGAUCAAAUCUCAAGAAAAUAGAUUUUUCUUUGUUCUUCACGAUCUAAUAUUAAUAUUUUCAGACUGCAUGUAAUUGCAGCUAACUGAGUCAGCGCAGCAAUGGUUAAGAAAAAGAGACAAAGUGAUCCUGGCGAAAACGGGGACGAGUCCACUGAAUCCUGUGACGAAAACGUCAAAUCCGCAUGUCCUCACGUUGCCAAGGCUGUUGAUCUCACACGCCUCAAGAAGUCUCUGAAGACGGGAGGAUUCGACAAAGAAUGUGCUGAAUGCAAGAAAAACGCCAAAAAUGAGAUACCUGACCCAGAUUUUGAAGAAGAUCUCACUCUGUGGAUGUGUCUUCGCUGUGGGACUCAGCUGUGUGGUCGAGCUCGCAACAAGCACGCCUUGAAUCACUUCAACACUCCCCAUUCUGACUGCCAUGCCCUCACAGCCAACACCACAACCUGGGAAAUCUACUGCUACAACUGCAACAACGAAGUCACAGCUUCAAGCUCCAAAAAACUUCACGAGUGCAUAGAAUACCUCAAAAAGCAAGCAAUGGCUGUUGUGAGUCCUAAAUCUUUGCCACCUUUAGAAUUACCAUAUGAAAACAAAUUGAAAGUAGAGCUUGCAUUGCCUGUAGAUUCUCUAUUAAAUAAAGCAGAUAAGGGCAAAGAUAAAGCGAUGGCUUUGAAUCUACCAAGAGUUAGGGGAUUAUCAAAUUUAGGAAACACAUGUUUUUUCAAUUCUGUUAUGCAAUGCUUAGCACAAACACCGUAUUUGCUACAAGUUUUGCAAGAGAUGGCCUCUCCUGGUGAAAGGUUCACAUUACCGGGUGGGAAGCUGAAGCUGAAGACAGACAGUGAUGAAGUUAAGGAAGUAGAUCUCCCCCCGAUUGCUGGGCAGUUGGCUGAAUGGGGAACUCUCACUAGAACUCUUGCGGAAACAUUAACUGAAUUGCAAUCAGGUGAAGGUGGUGUUUAUACUCCCAGAAAACUGCUGAUGUUUCUUGUAAACAAAUUACCCCAGUUUGGUGGAGGUGACCAGCACGAUGCGCACGAACUCCUCAGGCAUAUGUUGGAGGCAGUCAGAUCUGAAGACCUACGCCGGUAUCAAUCAGUAAUUCUGAACAGUCUUGGCAUGAGUUCUAAGGUGGACCCUGCCAAGGUAGACGGUGAAGUGAAGCAGAAGGUCAAGUUCUACGGUCAGCAAGCGUCUGAUACUAUGCUAAGGCCAGAACAGGUAUUCCGUGGCUUCCUGGUGUCCACCCUGGAAUGCCAAGAGUGCCUGCAGCAGUCAGACCGAGCUGAGUAUUUUCUCGACCUCUCUUUACCCGUGGCUGCUUCGCGUCCGCAGCCUCCAGCCUUGAGGACCAGGAAGAGCACCAACGAGGAUAAUUUGUACAAUGCACAAGAUGAGAGCAAACCUUCAAAGCAUCAGCUGAAGAAGGAGAGAAACGCUGCGAGGAAGGCGGCACGCAAAAACAAAGGUGGUAACUCUACAACUAAAGAAGAAAAUUCAAUUACGGAAGCCAACGGCACCGCAAAAGACGACGGUAAGUCCUCCUCAGAAUCUGACGCAGAUGUGGAAGAUAAUCUGGAAGAUGCCCCCAAAGUUAACGACACUCACACCGUGUCCGUAGGCACGCAGGCUUUAGCCCACACAGCAGCUAACUUCGCCGCCUACCACAUGGAAUCUGGAUACAAUUCCGAAAAGGUCAUCAGCUCAGAUUCCAUCCGCACCAGCCCCGUAGACUUGGACAAGGAGAAAACAGACAGUACCCCAGAACACGCCGACAAGGACAAGACAGAAUUUGUCGACUCAUCCACCUCGACUACAGCUAUACCCCUGGACUACAAACCUCUUAUUUCACUAGAGAACCUCUCCAAUCCAGAUUCGGGCGUCGCCAGUCCUGAAGCUACCAAACAUAACUCGACGGAAACCGUGGACAACGUAGACUCGCCGAUAAACGGCAAAGAAAUGGGCAGCCACAGCUCGCUGUCCAGCGAAAUUAACUUGGAUUUAUCGAGCCCGCAACUCAGCAAGUUGUCACCGGAGAAAGAAUUCGAGAAGAACGGUCCCAGAAUGGAAUUGGAGAGGCCUCCGUCGAGAAGAUCCUUCGGGCCGGAAUACUCUAAUGAAGUCGUUUCGAGAGGCAUCAGCGUGCAGGGCUGCAAGAACCUACUGGAGAACAGUGGAGAGAGCAGCUACGAGUCGCAUCCCGAGAAUAAGACCAAAGACGUAUUCGACGUCUGCCAGGAGCUAAAGCUGGCAAUGGACGAUUUUAAAACAAAGAAGCCCACGUUACCUUCACCGGUAUCGAUGGAUGAGCCAGACCCGCCACCAGUCCCUAGGCCAAAAAUCAAAAACGUCGACUUGGAGAAGAGCAUCCAACGCGAUUUCUUGUCGUACUCCCGCCAGAGUCCGUCGUCCCCGAGAUACAUCUGCGACGAGGACGAAUGCAGCAUCCAGUCCUGUCUCAGCCAGUUCACCGCCCUGGAAUUGCUCACGGGCAACAACAAAGUCGGCUGCGAGACUUGCACGGAACGCAUCAACGGCAAAGGCGGCAAGACUGUAUACACUAACGCCACCAAACGGUUCCUGGUGUCUAGUCCUCCCGCAAUCCUCAUCCUGCAUCUGAAACGGUUCCAGAUCGGGCCGCGCUGCAUGUUCAGGAAAAUGUCCAAGCACGUGGAUUUCCCUACGGUUUUGGAUCUAGCGCCGUUCUGCGCUAUGGAUAAACUUAAAAAGCUGCCGAACGUAGCGCGCGGGCAGAUGGAGCUGUUGUAUUCGCUUUACGGGGUCGUGGAACAUUCUGGGGGCAUGCACGGAGGACAUUACGUGGCUUAUGUGAAAGUCAGAGGGCCAGUGAAGGCUGGAGAUCCCCGAUGGUGGUUCCUGCCUAAAAGUGCUAAUACUGUUCCACCGCCGGCCGGCAGCGGCGACGGCGAUGCCGACUCGGAAUCGGAUUUAUCAGGUUACGAAUCGGGCGAAGGACCCGCUUCCACAGCCGAACCACCUCCAGGAAAAUGGUACUACGUCUCGGACAGCAUGGUCUCCGAAGUCACCGAGGAAAAGGUUCUUCGAGCGCAGGCGUACCUGCUCUUCUACGAGCGGAUCCUAUAAUCCCAUUACCUCAGACGGGCCUGAUGAAUGUUAAUUUGCAUUGGAGUGGCAUUUAAGUGGAAGACUGAUGCUUAGAAUCGGAUUUAGAUGGCGUCUCACGUUCCGAGUGCUGUAUAUAGCUCACUUUAACUAUUGUGCUUUCUCUUAACCGUUUAUGUUACGUUUUAUGUUAUUAUUUCGCUUCGCGUUGGUUCACGAGUCGUGCUGAUAGAAUGAGAUGAACUCUGUCCUGUUUUAACUGUCGAAUGAAAUAAACUGUAUGAAAAGCCGACGCUUUUGUGGAUUCGAUUUUAUUGGUUGUUUAGCUGCAUCGAGGUGUAAUGUUCUCAUUGAUACGUAUCGUACGUACACUUGCAAAUUCAUCCAGGAGAUAGAAGCAUAGAGCAACACGGGAUGGGAAUAGCCAUAGCGACAUAAUACUAUUCAAAUAAUUUCUUAUUUUUUUUGCAUGCCCCCCCCCC
Molecule: messenger RNA, 3596 nt
Organism: Chilo suppressalis (striped riceborer)
Lineage: Eukaryota; Metazoa; Arthropoda; Insecta; Lepidoptera; Crambidae
Source: the annotation of a GenBank genome assembly